This is a messenger RNA of Medicago truncatula (barrel medic), 2232 nucleotides long. Its product is annotated as LEAF RUST 10 DISEASE-RESISTANCE proteinUS RECEPTOR-LIKE PROTEIN KINASE-like 2.1. Gene Ontology annotation, molecular function: polysaccharide binding; protein kinase activity; ATP binding. The coding region runs from base 55 to 2175 and encodes 706 amino acids. NCBI's taxonomy places the organism in Eukaryota, Viridiplantae, Streptophyta, Magnoliopsida, Fabales, Fabaceae. The record is from RefSeq and is a predicted model, not a curated record. The transcript has 3 exons. Gene Ontology annotation, biological process: protein phosphorylation.
CUUCAUUGCCCACUUUGUGUCAAAAACAGUUUUGCCUCUACGUGGAAAGUGAAAAUGACAUUGAUACUCUUGUUGCCAUUUACUCUUCUAAUCCAUCAAGUUACCUGUUGGAGUAUAGCAACCAUCAGUCCUAUUGAGCAAGAGCAUACAUGUCCACCUUCAUCUUGUGGCAAAAUUUCCAACAUAACUUACCCAUUUCGAUUAAAUAAUGACCCAAUUAAUUGCGGGGACAAAAGGUACGAAUUAGCAUGUGAAAAUAAUGUGACAACUUUAAAUUUGUAUUCAGGAAAAUAUCAUGUGCAAUCCAUCAACUACAACAAUUUCACAAUCCGAUUGGUUGAUCUUGGAGUUCAACAAUCUAAUUGCUCUUCUAUACCUCUUUAUUCUUUGUCUCAAUCUAAUUUCUGUGAUACCUAUAAUUAUUACGGUCGCAAUUGCAAAGACCCAUACCAUGCCGUAUCUGAUCAAGAACGACUUCUAUAUCCAGAUAUGGGUUCCCACGAACUUCUUUUUAAGCAUAUAGUUUACUUGAAUUGUACCCAUCAAGUAACUAACAAUCCUAAAUAUGUGAAUACUUCUUCCUGUUUCCAAUUUGGUUACUCCAAAAGUAAUUAUAUAUAUGCUAUGGCUGGUGAUUUAAUUGCUCAAGAUUUUCAAGUUGGUUGUCAUGUGAAAUUGGUUACUCCAACAUCUUUGUUGGGUUUGGAAAGAAAUAAGUUACUUUCCUAUGAUAUCAUUCACAAGGCAUUAGUCUAUGGAUUUGAGAUUUCAUGGAUGCAUCUUUCUUGUCAUAAUCGUUGCGGAGAUUUAGCAAUAUGCCUCUUCAUCAAUUCAACUAGCGACAUACUUCAGUGCAGACCCUACUGCGGAUCUUCUUGGGACUACAUGGCUGGUUCGACUAUCCGUAGUUGUGACACCUUCAUAAAAGGAUUAUAUGAACUUAUAAAAGGAUCAAUCCCAGAGUAUCUAGGUUUUGCUAACUUUAAAGUAGGAUUUUCCAUAGGACACUACGGUAUACCGUCAUUCUGUGCGGCUAGAUUCCUCUUUGGGAUGACAUUGUUUAUUGCAUUGCUGAUAUACAAAUGGAAAAGAAGUCAUUUGUCAACGUAUGAAUGUAUUGAAAUAUAUCUACAACAACAAAACAACCUGAUGCCCAUCAGAUACUCAUACAAAGAAAUUAAGAAAAUGGCUCGAGGUUUCAAAGAUAAGUUGGGUGAAGGAGGCUUCGGCACUGUAUUUAAGGGGAACCUACGUAGUGGUCCUUGUGUGGCAAUAAAGAUGUUGGGUAAAUCGAAAGGUAAUGGGAAAGAUUUUAUUAGUGAAGUCUCAACCAUCGGAAGAAUAUAUCAUUUGAAUGUGGUACGAUUACUUGGAUUUUGUAUCGAGGGAUCGAAACGUGCUCUUGUUUAUGAAUUCAUGCCUAAUGGAUCACUUGAUAAAUUUAUUUUCUCUAAAGAAGGAAGUGUAAAUAUAAGCUAUAGCCAAAUUUUUGACAUAUCAGUUGGAGUAGCUCGUGGGAUUGCUUAUCUCCACCAUGGAUGCGAAAUGAAGAUUUUACAUUUUGAUAUCAAGCCUCACAACAUCCUUCUUGAUGAAAACUUCACACCAAAAGUCUCUGACUUCGGAUUGGCUAAGCUAUAUCCCGUGGAGAAUAGCAUUGUCACAAUGACUGCGGCAAGAGGUACCAUUGGAUAUAUGGCUCCAGAAUUGUUCUAUAAAAAUAUUGGGGGAGUGUCUUAUAAGGCUGAUGUUUAUAGCUUUGGGAUGCUUUUGAUGGAGAUGGCAGGUAAAAGGAAAAACCUAAAUGUCCAAGCGGAGCAUUCAAGUCAGCUUUAUUUUCCUUUAUGGAUUUAUGAUCAAUUUGGACAAGAGGGAGAAAUAGAAAUAGAAGAUGUCCCAGAGGACGAAAAGAAAAUAGUAAAGAAGAUGAUCAUAGUCGCACUUUGGUGUAUACAAUUGACACCAGAUGAUCGCCCCUCAAUGAGCAAAGUAGUGGAGAUGCUCGAAGGAGAUGUAGAAAGCCUUGAAAUGCCUCUGAAGCCAACCCUUUAUCCACAUGAAACGGCUGUAGACAAUCAAAGAACCAACCUUGACCAAACAACGUCCAGUGAUUACGGUAGUUCUUAUGAUUCUGUUGAAAUGGAAACCAAAUCUCUAUUAGAGAAUAUUGCUUGAAUUUUUACGAGAGAAAUUUUCUGUAUCAAAUUUAUCUAAUACACCUGUUCUUCAAUU